AUCAGAACAGAUUCGAGUGUAAAGAAACGAACCGGGGAGUCUGGCCGAAGACCAACAGGACCUGUAGAGACUUGCAGCAAAACAGCUUCAGCCACUUGUUAAAGCGCGAUUCAGCAGAGGAAAAGCACGGUGAAAUUAUACCAGGUCGGGUCAGUUUGCUGUGAACAGGAGUUUAUUAACUGCGAUCGCUGGCUAACGAAGACUCCUUUUUUCACAGAAUAUUUAUACAUGUCUACUAAUGUUACUGCACUUGUGUGUCAGUUUAUCAGAGCAGCGUGUGCAGGGUUAACCCAGUCCUGCACAUUCCCCUGUCUCUGUGACCGUGACGUGUCAGAGCUCCCACCCUCAACACCCCCCUCAGGUGAUUCGGAUUUAUUAAAGGGGUUUAAUCCCAGGCACUGCGCGCCGCUAAACAUUGCUCUGAAAAGAGUUCUGUCCUGCACCGGGAGCUCUGAAAAAACUCUCUGUUACCCAGAAACAUUGCUUCAGACACCAAGAACUGGCUUUUAACUAUUAAAAGCACCUGCUAAAUAUUAAUAAAGUAUAGUGGGACUCGGUAGAAAAGGGGGUUCGAAGAAGCAGGAGCUGUUUGAAACUUUGGGGCAGAAUUUUUCUCGGACUUUAAAAUCAGAGGAUCUUUUCCAACGGUUUUUUUUUUUUUUUUUUUUUUUUUAAAGAAAUAAUAUACAUCUCGGGGAUUGCAAGGAUCACCGGAGCUCUUUUUUGGGGACCAGCCUCGAGGGUGCUGGAGCAGGGUGGGGUCUCUCUCUGGGAUGCCCAGGUUUGCAGCCCCUUGCCUGGGUCACCCGUGCUUCACGAUGACAGACUUCUUUGAGAUUACUGUUGACCGAAGCCGUCUGGACAGCUCUAAGACAGAAUUCUGUAACCCUGCUUUCGAACCAGAGAGAGAAAACGAAGGGACCAAGGAGACAGCCGAAGAGCAGAAAUUCGAGACGAUCGGACUGCCGCAGAGAGAAGCCGAUCCCGCUGUGCGGAGCCUGUCCCCUGGGCAGUGCUGGGGUCUGUCGUGGGGGCUGGUCCUCACUGCGUCUGUGCUGACCCUUACUCUGGCUGUGGGGCUCGCCCUCAUCGUCUUCUUCAUCCAGUUGAAGUACAAACAGCCCCUGGUUGGCGACACCCAGACCCCCCUGCAGAAGGAGGACAGCGGAUCGCCUUUUGGAACCCCAGGGGGCGCUGUAAUCGACAGGUGGGGUACGACAGCCCCAGCCAGCAGCACUGACCUGGAGGAACCACCAGGGGGCUCCACCUCAUCGCCUGUAUGUGGGGGGGUCCUGCAAGACGAGGAAGGCUCCUUCAGCUCCCCGAAUCACCCUGCUAACUACCCCCCUGACGCCCUGUGCGUGUGGCUGAUCCAAGUGCGCCCCGAAGCUGUCCUCCAGCUGCAGGUCACCUCGUUCUCCGUGGAGGGGCAGGCGCCCUGCACCUUCGACUGGCUGGAGCUGCGUGAGGAGGGAGGAGAGAACAGCAAGGACAGCUUCGACUGGCUGGAGCUGCGUGAGGAGGGAGGAGAGAACAGCAAGGACAGCUUCCUUGGCAGAUUUUGUGGCAAUGUGGCGCCCCCUACCUUCAACACCAACACCAGCCGGAUGUGGGUGACCUUCAAAUCGGACAGCAGUGUGGCGAGCAGCGGCUUCACCGCGCAUUACCACGCCAUCGCGCCCAACCACAAGAGCUGUGGCCGGGAGGAGCAUUUCUGUGAUGGUGGGCGCUGCUUGCUCACUGGUCUUCUCUGUGAUGGCUUCCCUGACUGCCUAGACAGGAGCGACGAAUCAAACUGCAGCCACAAGCACAAAGAGUGCGGGGGUUCCCUGACAGAAGAUGAGGGGACUCUGCUCAGCCCCAACCACCCCAAACCCUACCCUCACCAGCAGCUGUGUCUUUGGCAGAUCUCUGUGUCUCAAGGUCAUGUGAUCCAGCUGACCUUCCACAACUUCAGCUUGGAGACGCAGGAUAUUUGUGACUACGACUUUGUGGAGGUCCACGACAGCGCUGGGACUAGCAAUCCCAGUGUGAUGGGCAGGUACUGUGGAACCCAGAUCCCUCCCGCCCUCAUCUCCUCCCGUCACGUGAUGACCGUGCUGUUUGUCGCAGACGAAGGCGUGUCGGAUAGUGGGUUCUACGCCACGUAUAAAGCCAUCAACGCCACUGAAAGGACAUGCAGCCCAGCCGAGUUCCUGUGUCUGAACGGGGAGUGCCAGGAGCCAGAGUGGGUGUGUGACGGGUGGAAUGACUGCUCGGACGGCAGUGACGAGAUCGGCUGUGAGAACGCCACCUUCCCCCCCUUCAGGUCCUCCUGUGAGCCGAUCGCGGUGGAGAUGUGCCUGGGACUGAGCUACAACCAGACCUCCUUCCCCAACAUCUGGCUGAGCAUUCCUACCCAGAGCGGAGCCGCCUCGAUCCUGCAGCACUACCAGGUGCUGAUGGAGCUGCCAUGCUACCGCUACCUGCACUUGCUCACCUGCAGCAUCUUUGUGCCCAAGUGCACGGGCGACGGGGGGGUGCUGCAGCCCUGCCGCUCGGUGUGCCAGUCUGCGGAGCAGCAGUGCAAGCCCUCCCUGGAAGUGCUGCACGUGGCCUGGCCCUUCAACUGCAACCUGCUCCCUGACUCCCAGGACCCCAUCGAAUGCGUCAGACCCUAGAGGCUGCAGUGACAUCAGCAGCAGCACUGUGGUGUGUGCAGGAAUCGAUGGGACCGUGUGUAAGCCAACAUGUUACACUGUACAUACGCUUGAGUCUCAAAACUAUUUACUCGAAAUCAUCAUUGGCACAAUUUAUAUCUGAAAGGAAAGAAGACAAACACCUUUUACGAUUCUAAAAUGAAUAAGAAACACUUACAAGUUCAUAAGUUCAGAUUCUUAGUUGUUUGGUAACUUUAUUGGGUGUGUUUCUCCUUUUCUGAAGAAAAAAGUGCUCAUGACGGAUUGGAAUAAAUGGCUUUGCAAAUGUCAUUUUAUAAACAUGUCAUUAAUAACUAACUCAAUAAAAUGAAAUACAAUGCUGUAUAAUCUUCUUGAUUUAUGUAUUGUUGAUUCAUAAUAUUAUUAUUGAUGAACUCCUGUGCCCUGUGUUAUGCACAGCUAGCUCAUCAGAGUCAGCACAAAUCCACUGCAGUGUGCUUUGUUUUCAGUAAUGUUCCAGAUGAUUUCUGUGGUUGUGUUUUAUAGCCACACACUCACAGAGACUCCCCAUCAAUACACCACAAGCU
Molecule: messenger RNA, 3226 nt
Organism: Acipenser ruthenus (sterlet)
Lineage: Eukaryota; Metazoa; Chordata; Actinopteri; Acipenseriformes; Acipenseridae
Product: membrane frizzled-related protein
Exons: 13
Coding region: 774-2660 (628 amino acids)
Molecular function (GO): protein binding
Source: RefSeq, a predicted model, not a curated record